This is a messenger RNA of Centrocercus urophasianus (Greater sage-grouse), 6526 nucleotides long. RefSeq names its product Rho GTPase activating protein 32 (gene ARHGAP32). Bases 328 to 6468 code for a protein of 2046 amino acids. The record is from RefSeq and is a predicted model, not a curated record. Gene Ontology annotation, cellular component: cell cortex; Golgi apparatus; fibrillar center. Gene Ontology annotation, molecular function: protein binding; GTPase activator activity; phosphatidylinositol phosphate binding. Gene Ontology annotation, biological process: small GTPase-mediated signal transduction. NCBI's taxonomy places the organism in Eukaryota, Metazoa, Chordata, Aves, Galliformes, Phasianidae. The transcript is spliced from 23 exons.
UACAAGACCUUGCAGAAUUCCACGCUGGGUGCCCUUCUUUCUCUUCAUUUAUUUUACGUCAUUUUUGAUGGCAGAUAUUAAUUUUUAUGGAAAAGACUGGCCUAUCUGCUAUUAUUUUUUUUCCUGCUGAGUCAUUGCCCAACUCAACAGUCAUUUGUGUGGUUUGCUUCCUGGACUUGAGUCGGUCGUGUGCCUUCCUUCUCGCCUCCUGCGUUUGCUGUAGCUGUGCUGGUUCCAAGCAGAACUCCAUCAGAUGGUCCCAUGCUGUCACUCCGUGGUUGGGGCGAGUGAGACAUGUCCUAACAGCAGGAUUUACCCCGUGCUCUAAUGAUGAAGUCCUCUUUACAUUCAGAAGAAGAUGACUUCGUGCCAGAGCUUCAGAGAAGCAUCCAUCCCCGAGAGAGGCCGGACUGGGAGGAGACCCUCAGCGCUAUGGCACGUGGUGCAGAUAUCCCUGACAUCACAGGGGAGUUACCGCUCCGGACCUGCGGCAGCACAGCAAGUAUGAAAGUGAAGAAUGUGAAAAAAUACAUCAACCCGGGACUGAUGGGCUGUGAUGCCUUUCACAGGUUAUCCUUUACAAAGGGUCAUUUCCCGAAGAUGGCUGAAUGUGCACAUUUCCAUUAUGAAAACGUGGACUUUGGCAACAUACAGCUUUCGCUCCCAGAAGAACAGAGCGAAGUGAUGAGGAACGGCUGUGAAUCCAAGGAACUUGUCUACCUUGUCCAGAUCUCUUGCCAGGGGAAGAGUUGGAUCGUGAAGCGCAGCUACGAGGAUUUCCGAGUUCUCGACAAGCAUCUCCACCUCUGCAUUUAUGAUCGGCGUUUCUCCCAGCUCGCAGAGCUGCCCCGCUCCGACGUGCUGAGGGACAGCCCAGAGCUUGUCACCCACACGCUGAUGGCUUACCUGUCCCGUCUCUCGGCCAUCGCAUGCAAUAAGAUCAACUGUGGGCCUGCCCUGACAUGGAUGGAGAUUGAUAACAAGGGGAACCACCUGCUGGUCCAUGAGGAGUCAUCUAUUAACAUUCCAGCUAUUGCUGCUGCCCAUGUUAUUAAGAGAUACAUUGCCCAGGCACCGGAUGAGCUCUCCUUUGAGGUGGGAGACAUUGUGUCUGUUAUUGAUAUGCCACCAAAGGAGUUGACCACCUGGUGGAGGGGCAAGCACGGAUUUCAGGUUGGAUUUUUCCCUAGUGAGUGUGUUGAACUAAUUAACGACAAAGUUCCUCAGUCUGUCACCAAUUCGGUGCCAAAGCCAGUGUCAAAGAAACACGGCAAGCUCAUCACCUUCCUUCGUUCCUUCAUGAAGUCCCGCCCAACCAAACAGAAACUGAAACAGAGGGGGAUCCUGAAGGAAAGGGUGUUCGGCUGUGACCUGGGAGAGCAUCUGCUCAACUCUGGCCAGGAUGUCCCCCAGGUCCUCAAGAGCUGCACUGAAUUCAUUGAGAAGCAUGGCAUUGUGGAUGGGAUAUACCGCCUGUCCGGUGUCGCAUCCAACAUCCAGAAACUGCGCCAUGAGUUUGACUCCGAGCAGAUUCCUGACCUAACCAAGGACAAUUAUAUCCAUGACAUUCACAGCGUGAGCUCCCUCUGCAAAAUGUACUUCAGGGAGCUCCCGAACCCUCUGCUGACCUACCAACUCUACGAGAAGUUCUCAGAUGCUGUUUCUGCUGCUACAGACGAGGAGCGGUUGGUGAGAAUCCACGAUGUCAUCCAGCAGCUGCCCCCACCUCACUACAGGACACUGGAAUACCUAAUGAGACACUUAGCUCGUUUAGCUGAUUACUGCACCAUCACAAAUAUGCACGCGAAGAACUUAGCCAUUGUUUGGGCUCCAAACCUUUUAAGAUCAAAGCAGAUUGAGUCUGCCUGCUUCAGUGGAACAGCUGCCUUCAUGGAGGUGCGGAUCCAGUCAGUCGUUGUGGAAUUCAUCUUGAACCACACAGACGUCCUCUUCAGCUCCAAAUUCAGCUCAGUCAUACGAGAUGGAGCAGGACACAGUUCUUUAUCACGACCCAAGUCUCUGUUGGUGUCUUCUCCCUCCACAAAGCUGCUCACGCUGGAGGAGGCACAGGCGCGGACACAAGGCCAGAUCAACUCCCCCAUGGUGACAGACAAUAGAUACAUUGAAGUGGGAGAAGGACCUGCAGCUUUACAAGGGAAAUUCCACACAGUCAUUGACUUUCCAUCAGAAAGAAAAAGACCGCCCAGUAAGAUGAAGAAAUCGCCCGUUGGCAGCUGGCGUUCCUUCUUCAACCUGGGAAAGUCAUCCUCUGUGUCCAAACGCAAACUGCAGCGCAACCCCAGCGAGCCCUCAGAGAUGAAGGUCAUAGCCCUGGCAGGGGGACGAGGAGACAGCGGGACUCUUCGCUCAGCUAAAAGCGAAGAAUCACUUACCUCUCUGCACGCCGUUGAUGGUGAAUCUAACCGGUUUCGACCCAGAAGACCCAGAUCCAGUAGUGAUGCACUGUCUGCUUCCUUCAAUGGAGAGCUCUUAGGAAGCAUGAAUCGCUGCAAUUCUUAUGACAACCUUCCACAUGACAACAGUGAUGGGGAUAAGGAGCUCAUCCACGUUCCUGCCCUCAUUUCUCCUCGCUCUGCCGAAGAUGUUGACCUGAGCCCACCAGAUAUUGGCGUUGCCAGCCUGGAUUUUGACCCAAUGUCUUUUCAGUGCAGCCCACCCCAAACAGAGUCUGAUUGCCCAGACAGCAGCACCUCCAUGCUGGAGUCCAUCGGCAUCAGUAAGGAGAAGCCAAGCCUCUUGAAGAAGGACUUAGAAUCAGGCAGCCAGUCCCAGACACCGGGCAGCGCCACGAGCUCUGAGCCAGUCUCUCCAUUCCAAGAGAAGAUGAGUCCCUUCUUUACUCUGGACCUGAGCCCGACCGAAGAGAAGACCUUCAAACCCAGCGACACCUCGCCCCAGAUGGGGAAAAAGCCCAUCAAAUCUCCACCGCUGACCACGUCAGAACCUGUCUCCUUUGCACUGCCCAGCUGCACGUCAGAAUCAAUUGGGGGGAUGCUCAUCACAACCAGAAACUCUUCCACUUCCAACUGGAGCGAAGAGAUUGGUAUCGCUGAAAUCACAAACAGGUUCCCAACCCAGAUGUCUUUACCUCUGAAAGAAACUGAAAGAGCAGCAGAGGAGGAAGCCCAUCAAGAGCUAAAGCAUGCCCAGAUAGUGGCUGCUGGCAAACCAGAGUUGCCAGAUGAAGGGGAGAGACCAAUGUCAAGCAGUCAGAAUAAGACUGUACCCAGUGGACACGCACAGCCAGGAGCAGUUGCCCUCGACUCCCCCCAGGAUCCUGUUCCUGUCAGUUCUGUGUCUCUUAUCCCUCCUCCUCCUCCGAAAAACGCAGCGCGCAUGCUAGCCCUAGCGUUAGCUGAGUCUGCACAGCAAGCAUCUGCUCAGUCUCAGAAAAAGCCAGGAGAUGCCCACUCUGAAAGCACCACUUACGGAGAAACUGAAGCUGCUACAGCUCUGGAAAAGCUCCAUCUCUCUGCUGGAGCUCCAGACAAGCUUCACCUGUAUACUGAUCUGCCUGAGAACCAGCUUCACUUCCAGACUAGUGCACCAGUUGAGCAGGAUUUUCAAGCUAGCAGCACAGCUCAGGAGCAGAACCACCCUCCAGGUGCACCUGGAAGUCAGGACCCCCAGCCUCUUCACACCAGCGUGCCUGGGGAUGUGCCUGCUAGAAGAGAUGCAGAGCAAGAGCAGCCCAGCUACCUUGCUGGUCAAAUGGAGAACAAAGAGCAGUUCCCAGCCCCUGCUGAGGACUGGGAGCAGACACGGCAGCACGCUCCAGGGGCACUGCCCGACUGGGAGCCACCUACAACCGACUUACCUAUGGAUAAGCCCCACGUUCAUGCAUGCACGUCUGGGGACAAGCAGCUCACUUCCACCUGUUCAGCUGAUGACAAACUUGAGACUCCUGUAACUGCUGGGGAGAAAAGCACCCCAGUCCCAGUGCCGUAUCUGACAACCAUCCAGACAGCAGCAGCUGAGCCUAACCGUGCACCAACAUGUCAGCAUGCAGCUGGUCCAGCCCUAAUUCAGGCAGAUGGCACUGCUGCACAGCGCACACCCACAGGCAGCCAGCCCACCCCACCGCAGAGGCAGGAUCACCAGUCUGCAGUGGGACAAGUGCCAGCAGCCUCUGCAAAAGCAUCCAGCAAUUCCAGCCAGGUUUGGGGUGCAGCUGCACCUGAAAAACCACCUGAGCCUACUCCUGGUUUUGCCACAGAAAGCACUUCCAGCAGCCACCGCUCCUCCUCUGUACCCAGCAGCCACCAGAGCCGUUUGGAAAAGCCACGGGAGGGUACGAGGGCUCCCCUGCUGCACCUGCGCUCCGAGUCUGUCCCUACUCACUCCUCCUACGGCUUCACUCCGCCUGUCCCACCUGUGAGAACACUGGAGAGCAAAAUAGCUGCCGCCAUGCACUCCAACAACACUGACGCGAUCAAUAACUCCAACUACCACGCCUUCCUGGCUUCCUCCAUGCUGGCCUCCUCCGUAGAGGAAGUCCUGCUGCCUCCUCCAGCACCGCCACCACCACCUCUGCCGCCACCACCUCUUGCUCCGCCGCCGCCCCCCAAGCACGCCUCCCUGCAGUCCAUGUAUGUGCCGCACCCCAAACCCGAGAGCAUCCUGGAGCCCUCCGGGCCAGACGUCUACCUGCACCACAAGCCGACCUCCAUCCACCAGUACCGACCUGAGAGCGUCCCUCCUCACGUGAGCUAUCACAGCAAGCCAGAUCAGCACCCAGCCUACCCUCCUCGAUCGGAGACACCCACUUCCGCGAGUGCUCGCUACAACACCUACACAAACCAAGGGAGGAGCAGCUCUGCUGUCUACUCCAAACCUCGCAGCCGGAUGGAGUUUGCGUCCUCCGUGAGCCCCACAGGUCUGCGGAACGCCGCCUACGCCGAGGACCCUCCACCCUACCCCACCAUCCGUAGGGUUCAGUCGCUGCACGUUCCCACUCCGGCCGCCUCUGCCAUCCGCUCCGUCCCCAUUUCGCGCACCGAGGUGCCUCCAGACGAUGAGCCACUGUUCUGCCCGCGGCCCCUCUACCAGUACAAGCCAUAUCAGCCUCACUCCGACUACCACGUCACUCAGCUGCAGCCUUACUUUGAGAACGGGAGGGUGCAUUACCGCUACAGCCCUUAUUCCAGCUCCUCCGGAUCUUCCUAUUACACCUCUGCCGAUGGGAACUUCUAUGACCUGGACCCCUACAGCACCAUGCGGGUCAGGCCUUUCCACCCGCUGCACAGCCGCGACUUCACGUCCUACGAGGCACGGCUUCACAGCAAGGGCUUGCACCGCUACCCCGGCCUGUCUGCCUACCCACGGGGCGGCCUCAUCGGCCACCUGGCAGGCAAGGAGCACAGCUUCAUCAGCAGGGACGUGCCUCCUGCCCCGGACAUCAAGCACAUGUACAUGUCGUGGGACCUGGAAGACAUGGAGAAGUACCGCAUGCAGUCUAUUCGCCGCGAGAGCCGCACACGGCAGAAAGUGAAAGGGCCACUGAUGUCGCAGUAUGACAACGUGACCCCGCUGCUGCCAGAGGACCCGGGAGGGCCGGAUAUCAUUCACUUGCGCAGCAAGUCAGACCCUGGGAAGAGCGGGCUACUCACUGUGGCGGAAGGGAAGGAGGGGAAGUACCCGGCCAAGGCAGCUACACCUGACGGGGAGGAACGUUACUACAUGCAGCACCCUGAGCCAGAGCUGGACAGAGCCCACUACCACGGCGCCUACGGGAACGGGCAGCCGGAGAAGCCGUCCCUCCCCCAGAAGCAGAGCAGCAUCCGCAGCAGGAAGCUGCACGAGCCGACCUGUGGCGCCAGCGACCACCGGCCACACCUGCAGCAGGAGCCGAGCCACAGGCAGCCUUCUGAACCCAAAAACGGACCCCCUUAUCCUGAUUACAGGCCCAAAGGCGCCGAGCCCACCGAGCCCAUGGGCUACCAGCACUUGGGCAGGAAGUACAUCCUGGCAAACCAGGACACCCUGAGACUAAACCACAAGGAAGUGAGGCUGGCGGAGGACAGGCCAGAUUUGGAAAGGUCUCGAGCCAGGCCCAGCACAUCCAUUGAGAAACACCCCAGAGAUGGCUACAAGGAAGAGGAGCACGCAGCCUCCCCCAUGGCACCGCCGCCUUCACCUGAACGGAGCCACAGCCUCAGGGUGCAGCACCGCGAGUCCGUGGAGAAGGACUCUGCCCUCUUCUACCCGUACCAAACCCUUGGGAAACGCCAAAGCACUAUGACUGUGAUGUCCCAGUAUGAUAACGUGGAAGAUUACCAUACCAUGCCUCAGCACCAAAGAGGGGGCUAUGCUGGAGAAGGGGGGUGUGUGCCCCCCGCUUUUACCCAUGUGCACAGUAGAAUUUACGCCACGGCCCUCGGCCAGGGGGCCUUCCUUCCCACAGAGCUGUGUUUGCAAAGGCCUGAAACAGAGGUCCAUGUUGAGUGAGCACACGGAGGUAAAAGAAAUAAUGGAAAUAAUUGAAAUAAUAGAGUUUUAAACAGCC